AGAGUCGAGCGCGGAGCUGGUGGCGGUCCGAGUGCCUAUAAAUGGCAUGACCUGCAUGUCCUGCGUCCGCAGCAUCGAGGGAUCCGUCAGAGAGCUUCCUGGCAUCGCUUAUGUUAAGGUGGAACUAUCAGAAAACGCAGGCUACUUCAGAUAUGAGCCGCGAACCAUCUCGGAGGAGGCUAUCCGGUCUCAUAUAGAAGACAUGGGCUUCGAGGUGCCCACUGACACCACGGAACACGAAACCAGAAACCUGUUACCCAAAGAGAUACCGACUGACCUCUUAAUCGACAUGUCUGGCACGGGCGAGAUGGAUGAGCAGGAGGUCCUGUUGUCAGUCGUCGGCAUGACCUGCCAGUCCUGUGUCAAUACUAUUGAGGGCGCUCUCCGCGAGCUUUCAGGCGUUAGAUCAGUAUCAGUGCGUCUAUCAGAGGGCACGGCACGGAUCCGAUACGUCCGCGGUACGACUACGGCACGACAACUCGCCGAUACCGUGUAUGCUCUCGGAUUCUCUGUUACUGUGUUAGCUGUUGAUGGGGAUCAGUACACAGAAACGACUUCACAAAGCAAGAGCGAGGAAGGAUCAGGUGAUGGAGCGAAACCACCUUCUCCGGUCAAGAGUAGAGCACAAAUUAAUGGGUCCCCGCCAGUAGCUGAAGGUGAAACGUCUCGCUGUACGUUAGAAGUCCGCGGCAUGACGUGCGCCUCCUGUGUCGCAGCCAUAGAGAAACAUGUUCAGAAGUUGUAUGGUGUUCACUCAAUCCUAGUAGCUCUUCUAGCAGCUAAAGCAGAAGUGAAAUACUCUCCCGCAAAGAUAUCAGCGGCGGACAUCGCCAACUGUAUCACCGAACUUGGCUUCCCAUCCAGUGUGAUUAGUGACUGCGAUGGCAGUGGACAGAAGGAUCUACAUGUUGCUAUAAAAGGCAUGACUUGCGCGUCCUGUGUCAACAAAAUAGAGAAGAGUGUUCUGAAACUAACCGGAGUUGUAUCCUGUACUGUAGCAUUGACUACUUGCAAAGGUAAGAUAAAAUACAACGCCGAGCAGAUAGGUCCGCGCACUAUAUGCGAAGCGAUCAACAACCUCGGGUUCGAUGCCAGCGUCGUGACACCGCAUAACAGAGGCACUACUAAUUAUUUGGAACAUAAAGAAGAAAUAAAGAAAUGGCGGAACGCGUUCCUGAUAUCUCUGCUGUUCGGCGGGCCGUGCAUGGUGGCCAUGGCGUACUUCAUGGCGGCCAUGUCGCGCGGCCACAGCGCCCGCGACAUGUGCUGCGUGCUGCCGGGCCUGAGCCUCGACAACUUGAUCAUGUUCCUGCUCUCCACGCCCGUCCAG
Molecule: messenger RNA, 1330 nt
Organism: Spodoptera litura
Lineage: Eukaryota; Metazoa; Arthropoda; Insecta; Lepidoptera; Noctuidae
Gene: ATP7
Product: copper-transporting ATPase 1
Biological process (GO): monoatomic cation transport; copper ion homeostasis
Cellular component (GO): membrane
Molecular function (GO): P-type divalent copper transporter activity; ATP hydrolysis activity; ATP binding
Source: RefSeq, a predicted model, not a curated record